Molecule: messenger RNA, 1383 nt
Organism: Lotus japonicus
Lineage: Eukaryota; Viridiplantae; Streptophyta; Magnoliopsida; Fabales; Fabaceae
Product: NDR1/HIN1-like protein 12
Exons: 1
Coding region: 162-776 (204 amino acids)
Cellular component (GO): plasma membrane
Source: RefSeq, a predicted model, not a curated record
CCAAUAAUAGUUAAAAGAAGUUAAAUUUAGUUCCCUUGCUGGUAAACACGUUCCAACUACCCAUAACAUCAAAUUGGGAAGAAAAUCAGGAAGCAUGUUUUACUGUUUUGAUCCCUGAAUCUUCAUGCUGUUUCUUAAUUUGAACAAUCACCACUAUCCCCAUGACUGUUUUCAAAAGAAAUCUGGUAUCGGGUGGUGCCGGUGGCCGCACCAACCUCUUAGUGUGGUUAGCUGCCAUUAUUUGCACGAUUUUCGCGAUAUCUGUUGUAGUUUGCGGCAUAGUAGUGUUCAUUGCUUACAUGGUGAUUCACCCUAGGGUACCUGUGAUGAGUAUCACUAGUGCUCAUCUAGAUCUUCUAAAAAAUGAUUAUGCUGGUCUACUCCAAACCCAGAUCAGCAUUGUCGUGACCGCAAAGAAUGGGAAUGCAAAGGCUCAUGCGUCGUUCUCCAACAUAAGAUUCAACCUUACCUACCAGGGCCAAGGCAUAGCAAUGCUGGUUGCGGACCCAUUUGAGGUGCCAAAGAACAGUUCGAAUGAUCUUAAUUAUGUUGUUCAGUCCUCUUCUAUACCGUUAACUCCGGACCAAAUGGAGGAAGUGGAUGAUUCGUGGAAAAGGAAUGAGAUUAGUUUUGAUUUCAAGGGAGCUGCAAGGACACGUUGGAGGGUAGGGCCUAUUGGAUCUGUUAAGUUCUUGUGUCGUCUGAGUUGUAAACUCAAGUUCCACCCUGUGAAUGGGAGUUACAUACCCUCGCGGUGCACCUCCAAAUCAAAAUGAUUCUUUUCUUUCCUCCAUUUUGAACAAGUUCUUACAUAGCCAGCUUCUUCCCUCUGUGGACCAUGUUUGCUAAUAUAGAUUUUCAGGUAAUAAAUUUGAGAAUCUUGUCUUUGCUUUUGUAGGAGAUAAUUUAAUCGUGCUAGAUUAAUUGUAAGCAUGCAUAUCUAUCCCGAAGAAACUCUUUUAGGAAACUUUUAACUUUAGUGGUAGUUGAUUUAAUAUCUAAUACCAUCUGUGAAUGUAACAAGUUUAUCAAAUUUACUUUGGUGUAUGCUGCAUCCUUUGUUCUUCCGUAGUUCCGUCUAGGUUUUUUUUUUUUUUGUUUGGAUUCAUCCUUUUCAAAGGAAUGAGAAAAUAGAGAUAAGAUUUGCAAGACUGGAGAAUUGGCACAUUGUUAUUCAUGCUUUUUGUUCCGGCUUUCAAGUGUUCAUCUUCUCUAUAGAUAGCCAAACUUGAAAGGGGAAAAAUAUUUUGGAAAUUCAAAUUACCACUAACAAAGACAGAGAUUAAACCAGAUUUAAUUAAGAGAUUAGAAAAAUCCAACCAUUCGAUCAACAUGAAAAGGGGGUAAUGAUCUCACGCCUUUCUUCUUUUGGCACCUUUUCAA